Molecule: messenger RNA, 473 nt
Organism: Aspergillus fijiensis CBS 313.89
Lineage: Eukaryota; Fungi; Ascomycota; Eurotiomycetes; Eurotiales; Aspergillaceae
Exons: 2
Coding region: 19-321 (100 amino acids)
Source: RefSeq, a predicted model, not a curated record
UCUCCAUCUAGCUUGUAGAUGAAUUUACCAAGAUCCACCACACCACCACCACCACUACUACGUACUAGCCUGCAGGCUCCCUUAUUCUCCUCUUCUCUGCUUGGGGCAUGUUCACGCACCGUUGCCAGCAAGCCUAGAUCGAUAAGUCGCUGGAAAUCACCCGUAUCGGGCCAGAUGAACGACGUCACGACCAUCGACGGCUAUCCGAGUACGAUGCGCAAUCCUUGGUUGAGACAAAAGCCUGAUCCCUCUAUGUGUACAGUAAGCCGGCGAACACUAAGAAGGAGGCAAGACAAGUCCCCACAACAUCCGACAGGUUGAGAAUCAGGGUUCUGGCAUGAGCAUAAUUAAUCUAAGUACUCAUAUUACAUAGUAUGAACAGUUGGGAGCAGUGGUCAAUCAGAGAAGACUAUGCUAAUGAUUGCGAAACGGUUGAUAUCCGACCCUCCUGCGGAGCGAAUGGGUGGUCCGGU